CUAAAUAAUUUCCCAUUCAAAUUCGUGAACAAAACAUCACAUUAGUUUAAACAUUGUUUAUGUUGAGACAAAUUGGUCAACUUCACAGAAUUUAUGUGCACAUAUUUCUAACUUUUUGAAUAGAGAGCAUCAUCUUUUGGAACACAUGGGAAGCGCCGUAGAACGGAAGAAACCAAAGCCGAACUUGCAAAUCUGCAACUCGGAUGCUUUAUUUUAUUGCAAGUCCGACUCGACGAUUGAGAAUUCGGAGUCCGACUUGAGUUCGGAGUCGGAGCUCCGGACUGCUCUUAGAGAAGACGAGUCUAAAUGCGAGAGUAAUGGAGAAACCAGGGUUACGGUGCCAUUGAGACGGGGCGAGAGGCUUGCCACUGCUAACAAGAGCUUGGACGACUUUGUUAAGGAUUGGGUUAUGCGGAGAGUCAAAUCUGGUGUUCCCGAGUCACGCUGUUUCCUACCUUUCCUAGUUAAAGCUCCAAAACUGGUUGAGUGCGUUUUGUGCUUCAACUUAAUGUUCCCCGGAGAAGACAUAUCGUGCUCUGUUCGAGGCUGUCAGGUAGUUGUGCACAAGCAAUGUGCCAAAGAAAGGCUACAAUUCUCUUCAGCUAAACAAUUCAAGUGUCCACAGCAUGUAUGCUAUGUUUGUAACAAGAUGAAUCAUAUAUGGCGAUGCAUCAAGUGCCUUAUGGCUUCACAUGAAAAAUGUGCAGCAUUUCCUGAGUAUGUUGUCCAUCUUACUAGUCAUCCAGGACAGGCCAUCUGCUGGAAACAUCAUGCAGAUUGGCGACUGCAGAAAGAGGCUUGCUCACAGGACUGACAUAUCUUGUUUGAUGAGCAGCAUGAAGAUCCAAUCAAUAAAAUUGAGGAAAUAUUUAGUUACUUGCCUCUACCAUACACAGAGGAGGAGUUUAAGAUCAACUUAAACUGGAAGGACACAGAUGAAUGCAAAUUGGAGCCACCUCUUUAUGAGUCAAUCAAGCGAAAUGUGUACCUCAUCAAGAAAAAGCUUGACGAUUUUGGCGUUGAUAAUGGAUGCACAAAUUGCAGCUCUACAAAGUGCUUAGAGAGUUGUAUCUGCAGUCCAUAAGCUGCUCAAAGGCUUGUCACUGCUCCGGCAAGUGCUCAAAUAGGCCGUUUCGAGAAGAGAAAAAGAUAAAACUAGUCAAGACCAAACUCUGUGGUUGGGGUGUUGAAGCAGCUGAAGCCAUCAAGAAAGAGGAUUUCAUUAUAGAGUAUAUUGGAGAAGUUAUUGAUGAUGCCACGUGUGAAAAGAGGCUUUGGCAAAUGAAAUACAGGAGAGAGAAAAACUUUUACAUGUGUGAAAUACGAAAAGAUUUCACCAUUGAUGCAACUUUUAAGGGGAACUUUUCACGCUUUCUGAAUCACAGCUGUGAACCCAACUGCAAACUAGAGAAAUGGCAAGUUGAACGCGAGACUCGUGUUGGUGUAUUUGCUAAUCGGGACAUUGAAGUGGGUGAGCCAUUGACUUAUGAUUACAGAUUUGUACAAUUCGGGCCCGAAGAGAAGUGCUAUUGUGGAGCUCCUAAUUGUCAGGGUUUUCUAGGCUCCAAAAAGAAGACAAAUAGCAGGCUCAACUUCUGCUGGGGUUCUAAGCGGAAGAGAACCUCUACUUCUUGUGUUGCUACGGUUCAUGUGAAUCCGCACUGAGAGCCAUUUGUGUGUAUAGAUAACUCAUCGGUUUUGUAUUUUGGUUUCUUGGCCAAGCGAAAUGGAGGGUAAGUGAAGUAAAAAUGAGAUGAAAACCAUCUUUCUUUUCAAGUGUAUCAUGGUGCAUUUUUCCACCCAUUUUAGAAGCAACACAGGGAAAAAAAGGACACUGGACAGUUAGCAUUGCAGUUUUGUCUUGGAAAGUUUAGUAAGGCUUCAUCCUAAAAGGGUGUUUGGAGUUGUGUUUGAGAACAACAUUUGAGCUUAUAUUUCACCAAAAUACAAUUUUAAUUGUUUG
Cuscuta campestris is the source of this 1963-nucleotide messenger RNA. The record is from the annotation of a GenBank genome assembly. Lineage: Eukaryota; Viridiplantae; Streptophyta; Magnoliopsida; Solanales; Convolvulaceae.